AUGACCCCACCGGUUUUCUUCUUCUCCCAUGGCUCGACCAUGAUGCUUGGCGAAGAGUCCAGAUCCGCCACCUACUGGAAAGCCUGCGGCGACGAGGCCCUGUCCCACGGCUUCAAGGGCGUCAUCAUGAUGGGCGCCCACUGGGACGCCGUCGGCGUCAACCGCAUUGAUGUGUGCAUGAACCCCAAGCCCGAAAAGUCGCCCGUCGCCUACGUGCACCCCCGCAAAUACCAACACUACGAACUCAACCCCGACCUCGAGACGGGCAAGAAAUGCAUUGCCACGCUGCGCGAAAACGGCAUCGACGCACGCCCAAACGAAACGUUUGACUGGAUCCACGACACAUACCUGAUUCUCAUCCGCAUGUUUCCCGAAAAGUGCCCCCCGACCACCAUCAUCAGCAUGAACUCGAGAUUCGACCCGCAUCUGCACGCCCGCGUCGGCAGCAUCCUGUCCAAGUUCCGCGAUGAAGGAUACCUGAUCAUCGGUACCGGCGGCGCAGUCCACAACCUCUACCGCAACCACUGGGGCCAGAUGAUCAAGUACUCGGACAACUUUGGCCAGCCGUACCCGCCCGAAGCGCCCAUGCUCGAGUUCCGCCAGUGCGUCGAAGACGUCUUUAUCAGGUCCUGCAGGAAGGAUGCGAAGAAGGGAAGUCUGACGAGGGGCAUUACGCGAUUGAUGAAGCAUCCCAUGUUCAGGGAUGCGCAUGCCACCGACGACCAUUACAUGGCUGCAUGCUUUACCGCGGGUGUUGUGGAUGGAAGCAGGAAGCCGACAGACGAGUGUGUGCUUGGUGCCGAGGACUGGGAGCUGGUCAACAUGUGCAACAGCCAGUUUACAAUUGGCAAGUGGACGUAG
Molecule: messenger RNA, 861 nt
Organism: Exserohilum turcica Et28A
Lineage: Eukaryota; Fungi; Ascomycota; Dothideomycetes; Pleosporales; Pleosporaceae
Exons: 1
Coding region: 1-861 (286 amino acids)
Molecular function (GO): oxidoreductase activity, acting on single donors with incorporation of molecular oxygen; zinc ion binding; ferrous iron binding
Source: RefSeq, a predicted model, not a curated record